Messenger RNA from Sceloporus undulatus (fence lizard), 1380 nucleotides. RefSeq names its product trans-1,2-dihydrobenzene-1,2-diol dehydrogenase-like. Bases 70 to 1077 code for a protein of 335 amino acids. The record is from RefSeq and is a predicted model, not a curated record. Gene Ontology annotation, molecular function: D-xylose 1-dehydrogenase (NADP+) activity; nucleotide binding. The transcript is spliced from 7 exons. Gene Ontology annotation, biological process: D-xylose catabolic process. NCBI's taxonomy places the organism in Eukaryota, Metazoa, Chordata, Lepidosauria, Squamata, Phrynosomatidae.
ACUGCAUUCUUCUUUCUGGCUCUUCUGAAGCAGCUGCUUCUUAGCCUCCUCCUUUGCUUUUUUUUUGCCAUGGUGGUCAUCCGCUGGGGAAUCUGCUCUGCAGGGAAGAUCGCCCAUGAUUUCCUAGUUGCCUUAAAGACUUUGCCACCCGAGGAUCACCAGGUGGUGGCCAUUGCUUCUCGUGACCUCAGCCGGGCUCAGGAAUAUGCUAAGAUCCAUGGCAUCCCAAAGGCCUAUGGGUCUUAUGCAGAACUUGCUGAAGAUGCCGAUGUGGAUGUGGUGCAUAUAGGGGUAGUGAAUCCUUAUCACCUCCCAACCACCCUCCUCUUUAUCCAAGCCAAGAAGAAUGUGCUUUGUGAGAAGCCUAUGGGCAUGAAUGCAGCAGAGGUGAAGACAAUGGUGCAGGCAGCUCAAGAACAGAAAGUCUUCUUUAUGGAGGGAUUUUGGACUCGUUUUUUCCCUGCUUCUGAGAGAAUCCGUUCCUUGCUAAAGCAGGGUUCAGUUGGAGAUGUGAUGGUAUUUCAUGCUGAAUUUGGGAGCCCACAACUCUCAAUCCCCAGAUGUGUGGAGAAAGAGCUGGGGGGAGGUGGACUUCUGGAUAUUGGUUGCUAUUGCAUCCAGUUUGCCUGUAUGAUCUUCAAUGGAGAGAAGCCAGAAUCCAUCAUUGCCUCUGGAUUCCUGCAUGAUACAGGAGUGGACAAAACAGUAUCAAUCAUUCUGAACUACUCAGGUCAACGUCAGGCUGUCCUUACCUGUACCAUGACAGCCAAGAUGCCCAAUCGUGCAAGCAUUAAUGGCACCAAGGGCAUGAUUGAGAUUCCGUCAACCUUUUGGUGCCCAACAGAGCUAGUUAUCAAUGGGCAGAGUGAAAAAUUUCCCCUGCCUCCACCUUCCCAGAAAAUGCACUUCACCAAUAGCACGGGUCUACGUUAUGAAGCAGAACAUGUCCGACAGUGUCUUCUCAAAGGCUUAAAGGAAAGCCCAGUUUUGACCCAUGGGGACAGUCUGCUGAUCAAUUCAAUUCUAGAUGAAGUUCGCCAGCAAGUGGGAGUAUUAUAUCCUCAGGACAAAGUGUGACACAUUCUCAUUCUUUCUUAUAGUACACAAUCUUGGGCUCCUCAUAUUCCUCAUUUCAGCCAAAAUUUCCACUUGACCAUAAUCAGAUGCCUACAACUAUGUGUGCUAAAGGUGGCAGAUAUCCUGGAGCUUGUAUGGCCAAUAAAACAGCUUUUCCCAAAUGUUGAACUGUGUAUUUUUGGAAUAUUUUGGUUUCUAAGUCCAUCUAAGGAGGUCUGGAUAGGGGUUGUAAAAAUGAGCUAGAAAAGGAAUAAGAGUAGAAACAGAAAAGGUGGGGGGGGGGACAUGUUGGAAUAACGGGUA